Messenger RNA from Sparassis crispa, 525 nucleotides. RefSeq lists its product as hypothetical. The coding region runs from base 1 to 525 and encodes 174 amino acids. The transcript has 4 exons. The record is from RefSeq and is a predicted model, not a curated record. Lineage: Eukaryota; Fungi; Basidiomycota; Agaricomycetes; Polyporales; Sparassidaceae.
AUGUCCGCAAACGCCAUCUUGGGACACAAAUGGGAAGCUACGGAUUUCUGCAAAUGUAUUUGCUUCGGUUCAAAUUAUACCAUUCUGAACAUGCAGAUACCUGACAACCCGGCUCAGCCAUGUUUAUCGUGUACUAAACAAUGGUGUCUCAAUCAGAAUUUGCCAAUAUGCGCAGGAGCCACUCUAGGAGUUGCUGACCCAGAUACAGCGACAGGAAAGGAGGGCGAUGUUGAAGCUAGGUGUUUCCAGAGGGAUUCUCCCAGGGACCAGUUGGUCGUGACCUUGUUCCUGUUGACUGUGUUUGGGCUCCUGCUCGGUGCCGGCAUUAAAAGCAGGAUGGUGAAAGCAGGCUUUGAUACUAACAUUCCGUGGAAUGCGGGCAAGCGUUGGUGGGAGGCCUGGGCACCGCAGAGAUUGCCUGAAGACAUGGCCUUGGGAGAUCGUUUCCGCGGUCUACUUGGACGUGGAACUCGUAAUAGGGGAGAGUAUAUCGGGAUUUCCGAUUUCCCUUCUUCACCGCAUUGA